Messenger RNA from Homarus americanus (American lobster), 9366 nucleotides. RefSeq lists its product as uncharacterized. The transcript is spliced from 41 exons. Bases 91 to 7011 code for a protein of 2306 amino acids. Gene Ontology annotation, biological process: DNA integration. NCBI's taxonomy places the organism in Eukaryota, Metazoa, Arthropoda, Malacostraca, Decapoda, Nephropidae. The record is from RefSeq and is a predicted model, not a curated record. Gene Ontology annotation, molecular function: nucleic acid binding.
CGUCAACUGUAACCCUUCCCACAUUGCCAGAAUUACAACUCCUAUUUUCAUUUUAGAUAUAUCUCUUUGAAUGAAUGUUAACAGUUAAAAAUGGGAAGGAAGAGGAAACUUGGGAAGGAUCCUGAACCCUAUCUUGUACAACAUGAACCUCUCUCAGUAGAACAACUGAGUAGAAUUUUUGAUAGUGAUGAUGAGGCUGUACCCAGAGCUGUAGUGUCUCAUGUAACAUCACCCAAAGCAGGACAAGUGUUCUUGGUUGAAUGUGCAGGUGCGCGUUUUGCUCGAUAUGAUGUACACCGUUGGACUUCCUACCACAAACAUGAUGGAUUGGGGGCUUUGUUUCCUGAUGGGAUGGAAGAUUCAUUUGGAGACAUGAUUGAAGUUCGUUACAACAAGAAACGUGGAAGUCACACCAAUCUUUGUGAUGGUGCUGUUAGAAUAGUUUAUAAAUUUAAAACUGAUGCUGCAUUUCAUGAUAUGAAAUGUCAUGAAAGAAAUAUAAGAGUAAGAUAUAAAGUUAAGUCAGAUGCAGGAUUUCAUGUUGUUCAGUAUAUGGAAAAAUUACCAAAUGAUCUUGAAGAAAAAAUUAAGCAAGAUCAGGAAAUGCAGAAUGCAAAGCUUAAGAAAGUAGAGGAAAUGAUAAAGAAAGAAAAAGAUGCAGAACUGGCAGAAAAGGAAGCUCAGGAGUCACAGAUAGCUGCUAGUAGCUUUGGCAGGCGAAGAAAACCAAAUAGUCGUUAUCUAGAUCUUUACAAAGUUGAAUUAUCAACAGAAAAACAUCAUAUCUCUGAUGAAGAAAAAUCUGAAAAUGAUUAUGAGGAAGAGGAUGAAAAUGAAGAGGAUUCUUAUGGAGAAUCAUUUGAUACUCCUGGAAUGAGUAGCACAAGAGGAUUUUUAAGAGGACGAAGAGGUAGACCUCCCAAGGGAAGAGGAAGGGGAUCUAGGCAUAGGAAUAAAAUUUGGAUGGCUGGGUAUGGCUUAGAGAAAACCAAACCAAAGAGUUCGUCUUUGUUCAGAAUGUGCGAUGAUGAUGAUGAGCAAGAUGAUGAUGAAAUCAUUGAAGGAAUCAACAUUGAAGUUGACUCUUAUGAAUUUGACAGAGAUAUUGAAAGACGAGAUGGGAAUAGUGAUAUUGAGAUGAAGUGCGAAGAAAAUGAGAACGAAGAUCUUUGGCAAUUAAUCAGUUAUUCAAUGGAUAUUCCUUCUCCAGUUACAACAUCAGAAUCUGUUUUGAGUGUUGCAGAAAUAACAGAUUUAAUUGAUAGGAUUCUGCAUGGCAAAUUAUGCAUUCAUACUUCUGCUGCUUUGUUGCCAAAAGUGGGAGACUUGUUUGUGCUAAAGGAUGAUAUUGGUGCGGAUGAUGGUGAGAUGUGGAUACCCAGUAGUAACUAUCCUCAAGGAACACACUUGUCAAUCACCUGGUAUGAAAGAACCAGAUCAGUUGAAAUUUGCCACAACCUUGAUGGUAAAGAUCCGGAUGUGAAAUUAAUCUACAAAGCAAAUCUGCAUCCUCAGUUCUGUUUAGUCCACUAUCUUUCUACUGGAUCAGCUGGUGUGGAACAACCGAUUGUCCUGUGUGAUAAGAGCAUCCCAAACUCUGAAAAUGACUUCCAUCUACAUUUAUCAGAUGAUUCUGUGGAGGAUUCAAUAUCUGAGAAUUAUGGAAAACAUGACGAUAUCCCAGGUUUUCAAAAUGAAUUCAUAAAACCAGAAAGUGGAGACAAAAUGCUUCCAGAAAGAAAAGGGAAAACUGGACGACCACGGAAUAGAGGAUUAAUGAUAGAUAAUGAAUAUGAGAAGAACAAAAUGGAUACUUAUGAAGAGGGACUUGAGAAAGGGAGGAAACAAGAUUAUGCUUGUGAUGAGCCUCGUCCAUUUAAAAUUUACACUCGAGGAAAGCUCUACCAUGCUGAUGCUGAGGAGAUUUUUCAAAGUGUACAGAAAAAGAAAACUGACAUUUACAAGAAUGAAGUGAAAAUGCCUCAGUAUGGAGACAUAUAUAUCCUUGAUAAAAACUUUGUUCCCUACAGUGACUCACUACCAUGGGUGAGAGAAUACUACUACAAGGUACAUUCAGUUCUUAUGGAACGGUUUACUCUUCGAGACUCUAAGGCUGUGUUCACCUACCCAUUACCUCCAGCCAGCAAGUCUGUCUUUACACUCUUUGAGAAUGAUCUUCCUCUCUGCAUUGUACAUUAUGAAAAGGGUCCUCAUGGAAGUGGAAAAACUGUUCAAAAGCUUGAAAAGUCUGAAGAAACAAAAGAUGGUGUUCGUCGAUUAGGGAUCUACACUGAAUCCAACUCCAACUUGACUCUUUCUCUAGUAGAUGCCAUGCUCUCUAACCCAGAUGAAAAGAGAAUAGCUUCUGCUCCUAUUUUGAAUCCACAGCCUUUUCAAGUAUAUUUACUAAGGUUACCUGCUGAAAAAAAUUCAAAAGUUAUAGACAACUACAGAUGGACAGAUAAGGGUUACAAACGCUGGCCUGUUGGAGUAAACAGUUCUGAAACAAAAUUACUGUGUUAUCACUGCCCCAUGAAAAUGUCUCGAAGUGCUAUGUGCACAGCUCUAAUGAGACAUGAAUUUAAGCACACAUCUGCAUCUCCUGAUUUACGGGUUGUCCAUUAUAUGCCUACAAGAGAAUUCAGGGAAUUCAUUGUCAUUGCAAAUGCUGCAAAACAGAUGCAAGUAACAACAGAAUUGUCAAGAGAGGGAUGGGAGAAUAUGGAACUUGAGAGUGAAGCUCCUCUUCAUGUCUCAUCGACACGUCUCAAACCUGUAAUGGUGUGGGACUUGCUCACCAGGGAUGCCAGUAAUGCAAACAUUACAGGUGCUGUGAGGAUGGAGAUUAUAACACCUCAGCCAGGAGGAGUCUAUCUCAGUACAAAGUAUGAUGCUCCUGACCUAUUACCAUGGGAUGAGUUAGGAAAGCUUCAAAUACAGCCAAGACUCUAUCAAAUUGUUGAGGUGUGUGAGAAAAUUAGUGAAGCACAACCAUACCUUAUAAGAAUGUGCUACACGUCUCCGAAGAUCCCACAUAGAGUGCUGGUCCACUACCUGGGAGACACAAGGCCAUAUCUAGUAAAAGAAUGUGAAAUUGUCAUCGAUGAUUAUACUGGAGAACCAUCUUAUAGGUCCAGAGGAAUGCCAAAAAAGAGCAAGAGACGAGUCUUCCUAUCAGCUGACAAUUCAUUAAUAGAAGAAAAAUUGUAUAAAAUUAGCACCAGUCAUAUGCGAGAGGUGGGAUGCAUGCCUCUAAAAUUGGAAGACCUUGACAUUGAGGUUAAAACUGAAGUCCUUCUACAGCAAGACAACCAAGAAGAUCUUAUUGCUCCAGAUAAGCUUGGACUCUACCUGUAUGGCCACAGAAUGAUGAAGAAAAGGAUUAUUCGUGUCAUGGAAAAUUUGGACAGAAGUCGGAAGACCCAACUGCCCAUAAAGACCCCUGAGGCCGGGGAGGCAUAUCUGGUGACAAAACCCUCCAAUACCAAGGCACCCAUUGACUCCUACAAAUGGACACAAAAAGGUUGGCAGCCCAUCCCAAGAAAAGACCCUGUGGUACUAUGGAAGUGGGGGCUCCUUAGACACAAGAAGCAGACCUGGGCUCCACCUCUUAUUAGAAUUGACUAUACCCACCUCAAAGUCAACACAGAUCUCAUGCUUGUGCAUUAUAUACCUACAAAGGAUAAUGAAAUGAUGCUUGAGAUUAGGAGUGCUGUUGUAACUGUGAGAACCCAGACACAUACUUUGUUGUCAAUGGGAGACGUAAACUUUGGACAGCACUCACAGCUUCUAACUAAUAGCCCCUUACCUCCUAGCCACAUAUGGGAAUUACUUAAUGCUGGAGGAGGACUUACAGUUCCUCUCUCAGAGCCACAGCCAGGGGGUGUUUAUGUAAUUAAUCUUUGUGCUAAAGAUAAACUUGAUCUGUUUCGCUGGAAAACCUUGGGAGAUAUCCGAUUAUCUUCAAAUGAUUAUGGACUGACAGAGACUACAUUUAAUAUUGAGUGGGAACCUCAAGGACAAUUUGCUCGCCUUACAUAUCAUACACCUCUCAUUAAAAACAGGACUGUAAUCCAUUAUCUUGGGGAUUGUAGGCCAUAUUUGGAGAGAGCAAAGGCAGAGGAAGAGGAACGACAAAGAAAGUUGGAUUUUCUCAGGAAAAAAACAGGGGACAACAUUGAAAUCAACUCAAUUGAAUCUCAUGAACCCCAACUUUCUUUACCAGAAAUGAUAUCUGGUUCUCGAGAUGCUGCAACUGAAGCAGUAGGCUCAAUACUGGCCGGUUUAGGAUCCAAUAUAAUGGACACAGAUACCCUGAACCAAACCUUUGCUGAAUUAGGUGGAGAGGUUGAGGGGCUAUGUGAAGGACGUUUAGGUUUUCUUUCAUCGCGACCUGAGGAUGAGCAUUUACGUGAUGCUAAUCUUCCUCCCAUUGAUGUUCCAUUUGGGUCAGUGUCUACCACCAGUAUUGUUAAAGAUCUUUUCCCUGAAGGACUACCCAAGAUAAGCUUUCAGAAGAUUCUGGAAGUGGAGCCUGGUGAAUAUGUUCCAAAGAAGAGGAGGCUAGAUAACUUAGUUGAAUUGCCUGACCCAAAAGCUGAGCCAAAAGAGGAAGACAGAAUGAUGAGGGGUUCCUAUCGUGCUGUUCCUAGAACCAUAGAAGACUGGAAUGAAGAAGAAGGAGAAAUUGAAGAUGGAGAGGAAGGAGAACAGUUUCGACGCACUCGUUUACAAAUCACCACUGUUGACCCUCGAACUAUUGUUUAUAUAAGGCAACAGGAGAAUCUGACUGAGAAGCAAAUAGAUCAUAUGCUUUGUAACCCAGAUGUAAGUCGCAUAUCCUUUCUACCUCUCCUUGAGCCUCAACCUGGAGAUGUGUAUGUUGUAGCAAUACCUUACAGAAAAGGAGAAGUGAGACGAAUGGACUGUUAUAACUGGUAUGUUACAGGACACAAGAAAGGUAAAUAUAGACGCACUUACAGCUAUAUACGGGAAGAAGACGGAAACACAAGUCAUCGAUUGCUUCGCUACACGUAUGAUUAUGCCUGGGAAAAUACACCAGGUCUAAGGGUGAUUCAUUAUAUUCCAGGUGACCCAAGGCAUCAAGUACAGUGUGUUGGAAAAAAACCAAACUAUGAGGAGGAGCCUGAGGGACAAGGUUGUGGGCCACUGUACAGAGCUUAUACAGCUGCCAUGACACAUAGAGAUGCACUACUUAUCAUUAAUGAUCCACCAAUGUAUCAUUUGUGUGAAAUUCCAAUCAACAAUCCAGAAGCUGGUGAAGUUUAUGUUGUGAAGGCCCCAUCACUGGCUCUUGGAAGAAGAGAGUUGAUGUAUGACAACCUAACAUGGAGUGAAGGACAAGUGAAGCAUGUUGGAGGUAAACGUCCAGUUGUGCGGAAAACAAAAUGUAUGUCUGUUGACCCAGAGGAUGGAACAAAAUCUGAUGCCUUCUUUCGGGUGACGUGGGAGAGGAUGGUGGAUUUAUCUGCUGUUGAUGUUGAGCUACCCACCACUAGGAAAAAACAGGCAUAUGUUAUCAUUCACUAUUUGGGAGAUGAAACACUGGCUGGUGAAAUGGUACGAAAAGGUAAAGAUGGAGCUCUGCAUCUACGUCAGAUCAGACAUUACAUGGAGACUGGAGCAUAUUUAUCCUCUGUACAUUUAAGUGAGAAGAAUGGUAUAAGAAAAUCAGCAAAGAAAUUUUUAAUUGAAGGUAAAACUAUGUAUUACAUUGGCAAGUCCGGUAAUGAGAAACGAGUGGUUUUAUAUACAAAUGAAGAAAAAAACAAGGUGUUCGAGGAAUGUCAUAUAAUAGCAAAAACUGGGGAACACUGUGGUCGUACCAAAACUUUACGCCGCCUAACUGAAAGAUACUAUUGGACCAGCAUGGUAGAAGACAUUGUGGCAAUGAUUGUUAGAUGCAAAACCUGUGAAUUCAAUAAACUGAAUAGACCAAAUCAGCGUUAUGUCCGAGUUACAGAACCUUGGGAGGUUGUGAGUAUUGACAUAAUUGGACAGUUUGCAACAUCUGAUCGUGGUAAUGUAUUUGUUGCUGUUAUUAUAGACAUGUUUACCAAGUACACUAUUGCUGUGCCUUUGAGAGACGCAACAGUUUCAGACUUAACCUCUGUUCUACAAACUGCUGUUUACCAACAAGGGCCUCCAAGAAAAUUUUUAUCUGACCAAAAUGAAGACUUCAUCAAAGAGCUGAACUCGAGGUUGGAGUUAGAUACAGGACUCGUAGGUAAUGUAGUAGCAGUAAACAAGACUCAGGUAAACCGUCCAGAUGAAGCAAGUAUCAAGACUGCAAUCCUCCGACAUUGUCAUGAAUCUGGCAAUAUUUGGGAUGAUUUACUUCAGAGAAAGGUAUAUGAAAUGAAUACAACUCACAUUACUGCUAGUGGUCAGACACCGUUUUAUCUCAUGUUUCAUCGGCAAGUGAGACCAAUGGACACUAACUUUUGUCUUCAGAUGAGUGGUAAUGGCAAGCCAACUUUUGUGGUGCGAGACAUUGAGAGAUAUAUGGAAGAAAGAGAGCAGAGAGCUAACGACAUAAUUAAUCAGGUCCUGAAUGGUCAGCCAAGUCAGUCCACUAUAAAGACAUCCCCUGAAGAUACAUCAAAUGAUUGCGUAGAAAACAUUCCUACUACAACAUUUAUUGAUGCUGUUCAAGACGGCAACCAUGAAUACCAGACAAGUGUACAGGUAGUGACUGAUGCCCCAGGUCCAGAUCAAGACCAUGCUCACUACACCCAUGUUGCUCAUCUUUCUGAUGGACAGGUGAUACAGGAUCCUGGGGGGUCAGUAUAUGAUAUGGGCGACGGAGAAGGCCACGUUGUAGUUGUAGCUGAUGGCAUGACCGGCUUAGAAGAAGGAGGAGAGGUUGCAGGUCAACACAUGGUAGUUGUACAGCCAGGGGUUGAUCAAGGGGUUAUAAUGCUCAGUGAAAGUCAAGUUAUAAUGGAAGCUGUCGAUGGCCAACAGUUCACAUAUAUGUCUCAAACCUAAAAAUAUAAGCUUUUCUAUUUACACCUCAUUAAGCUUUAACUGUUUUUUUCAACCCCUUUUCUACUUUAUAAUUUGUUGGUAUUUCUAGUUUCCUUCCCAUUUAUCUCAAUAAAGAAAAUGUAUUUUAUAUUGUUCUCUUCUGUAAUUUGCUGGGAGAGGAUCUUCAUCCAUCUUACUUUUUAUGAUGUACUCUGUAGUCCGCAGCAGGGGCGUACCCAAGAUUCUGGUAUGAGGGGUUUACCAGAUUGUCCGAAUAUAAAUAUAUCCAGGGUGAGCGCAACGAGCCCAUACAGCUAGGGGGGGGGGGGGUUUAGGGGGGCUGUAAGCCUCCCGAGAAAAAUUGGAAAUUUGGUAAAUUUCAGGGAUUUUUUGAGGUCAUAUGCGGCGGCUAUUAGGUUAUUUGAAAAGAUAAUCAUGGGGUAAUUUAGAGUGAGAGUAAACAUUCAAUGUCAUAACAGACACUCUGUUGAAUAUUAACAAUAUUAGAUUUUAAAAAUGUACAUUCGUGACAUUUAUAGGGUGUAGAAAUAUAAGCAGCUGGACUAGAGUUUUGGAUUCUAGAUGUUUAUCAAUAUUCAACACAAUAAAUGAUGAUUUAGGGUAGCACAAAAAAUAUAAAUAGUCGGUACGGUGAAUUAUAUUGACGUCUUGUCAUACAUCAUUUAUGAAAAAAAUUUCAAACCCCGUCUGACUUGCACAUAAUUAAUAGAUAUUUGUACUUACGUCGUGGGCAUUUCAAUGAAGAAGUGACAUUUACAUCGUCACACUGUAGCUUACGUUUCACUGGGAUGCUAGCAGUUGCACUAGAUUCAGUGUUGGUUGAUGAUGAUGUACCCAGAGUCUCCUUGGCGACGUCUCUGGUAGGGCUUGACGGCUUAGACUGUAUGCCAGUUGGGCGCAUAAAAUUGCGAAUAUCCAUCGUGGACUAGAAACAAAGCAAACACACUAUACACGCACGGGAAUAACACGAUAAUGUAGGAGUGUGCUUGUGUUGUUCAUAGCUGCAACAGGGGCUCGUGACUGACUCCUGGGUCAGAACUUGGUCAUUUAUAUGAAGACGCCAGUGGUCCUGACGGACAUGAUCCCAAAUUCCGUACACAAGUGUGUUUUAUAAUCAAGCCGCUUGUGUUUGACCGUAUUAAGGUUAAAUGUGACAGGUAAGGGAGGGAGAUGACGGCAGAUCAAAGACACUUCAGACGAGCAGCGUGGGCUUCGAGGGGGGUUUCCGGGCAACCAGGAAACCCCCAUGGAUACGCCCCUGAAAGUAUCUCUAUAAAGCUGUUACUGGUAAGAUCCUUAACCAUUAUAGUAUGUCCUGAAACAUUUGAAAAAAGUUCCCUCUAAAUUCUUGUUUUCAGUGGAUGGAAUUCAUUGUUUGUUACUCCCCUCUGUACACAUACACUUUGGUAAGUUACCAUCAGCAGUUAACUGAGUGUAAUAAGGCUCCACUAAAAUUAAGAAUAAUUUUAAACGGUCCUGCACAUGAAAAAAGACACGAUUAAUUUUUUUACUGAAACUAUAUCAUUAUGUGGCCACCCUCAGAUGGCAUGAUGUGAUAGUUCUUGGAAGAAAGAUAGUACAGUACAGUACAGUAAAGUAUCUCUCAAUGGAAAACUUCUGAAUGAAAUAACCUAUUUAAAGAAGGAUUUUAGUAUUUUAAAGUCCUGUUUUGCCAUUACCAAUGCUUGACCUGACGGGUCAUUGCAAUGUCCUAAAUUCCCACCACUAUGGUGCUGACACUACCGCUGACUGAAACUGGAUCAAAAGUCGAUGUUCAAGGAGUCUUGGCUCCUGCUGGGUGUGCUUUGUCCCUUUUGUUCUCUGUUAAGUCUAUUUUGUCUUCACAAUGCCCUCAGACAAACACAAAAGUGAAAAACUGGGUAAAAGAAAAGGUGGAAAUUCUGCCAUAACUGGAGCAAGAACAAUCAGUGAACAAAGUGCAUCACAAAAAUACUGGUUUCAGUGUAACGAGUCAGCAUGAGCAAAUAUUGAAAUUUUAUGCUGAUAACGAGUCAAGGAAUUCAUGGCUCGGAGAAAAAUUUGUAUUGAACCUUACCUAAGUGUGCCAGCCUGGUUCAAGCAACGAAGGAGAGGCCAUUUCUCGGAUUGUUGCUUUUUGAUGAAGUUAAAAGUUUCACGGAGAACUAAAAAAUUACUCGGCACUGUGCACUGUGGCUAACAUUAAAAGUUUAAAAGGUGGUAUGGCAUUCUGUGCCUUAAAGCCAACCAGCCACUCAUCUCAGUUGACCACUCCAGUCUUCUCAUGUGUUGCUAACCUCCACACUUCCAAACUUUCUCUUACAAUUUCACAUCUUUGUUGUAUAUAAUUAUUGUAUUAAAUUAAAGAACAUGGAA